Rosa chinensis is the source of this 3958-nucleotide messenger RNA. Its product is annotated as disease resistance protein RPV1-like. The record is from RefSeq and is a predicted model, not a curated record. Gene Ontology annotation, biological process: defense response; signal transduction. The coding region runs from base 200 to 3649 and encodes 1149 amino acids. NCBI's taxonomy places the organism in Eukaryota, Viridiplantae, Streptophyta, Magnoliopsida, Rosales, Rosaceae. Gene Ontology annotation, molecular function: ADP binding. The transcript is spliced from 5 exons.
UAAAAAAACAAAAAAAAAGUUGAAAACUAUGAUCGCCUUCCCUUUUUCCUUUCUGGGUAGUUUCGCUUCAUCUUACUUGACUUUACAUUGACAUUGAUCGAAGCUCACAGAACAAAACUGUGAUCAGAGCACCUGUUGAGAGCCCCUUCCUCUUCUACCCCCUUCAUUUCAUCAGCAAUCAAACAACUACUCAGAUUCAAUGGCCACCCAAUUGAGAGCUUCUUCCUCUUUCUCUUCUAUUAGUUUUUCCACCCGUUCAUACACAUACGAUGUGUUUCUGAGUUUCAGAGGCGAGGAUACUCGCUACAAUUUUACAGAUCAUUUGCACAAAUAUUUGGUUCUCAACAGGAUCAACACCUUCAAAGAUGAUGAGCUUACAAGAGGAGAGGAAAUAUCACAAGCACUUCUCCGAGCCAUUGAAGGAUCAAAGCUCUCUCUCAUCGUGUUCUCCGAAAACUAUGCAUCGUCGAAGUGGUGUUUGGAUGAACUAGUUCAUAUCCUUGAUUGUAAAAGAUCAAAUAACCAAAUGGUUCAGCCAAUCUUUUAUAACGUGGAUCCCUCAGAAGUUAGACACCAAAGAGGUAAAUUUGGUGAGGCACUUGCAGAGCAUGAACGCAGAUUCAAAGAUGAUAUGGACAAGGUGUUAAGAUGGAGAGCAGCUCUUUCAGAAGCAGCAAACUUAUCUGGGUGGCAUUUUUCCGGCGGGUAUGAAUCUUUGUUUAUUGAUAGAAUUGUUGAAGAGAUUUCCACACAAGUAAAAGAGCCGACUUAUUUGGAUAUGCCAAAGUACCAAGUUGGGCUAGACUCUCGAGUACAAGAUAUGCUUGAAAUUUUAGAUGUUGACAGAGAUGAUGUAUGCAUGGUGGGGAUAUGGGGAACUGGUGGAAUAGGGAAGACAACAAUUGCUAAAGCCGUUUACAAUAAAAUUGUCCGUGAGUUUAAAGCUAGCUGCUUUUUGGCAAAUGUUAGAGAAGGUUCAGAAUCACAUGGAGGUUUAGUCAACCUACAAAACAUUAUUCUUUCUGAGAUUGUUGCGGGGAAAGAAUUGAUGGCAACCAAUGUUUAUGAAGGAAGUACUUUAUUGCGUGAAAGAUUGAGAGAUAAAAGGAUUCUCUUAGUUCUUGAUGAUGUGAAUAAACUGGACCAGUUGAACAAAUUAGCAAGAACAUCUGAUUGGUUUCAACGUGGCAGUAGAGUUAUCAUAACAACAAGAGAUAAGCAUUUGUUGAUUGCUCAUCAAGUGAAGCCAAUAUAUGAGGUCCGUGAACUAGGUCAUGAUGAAGCUCAUAAGCUCUUCAGUUCAUAUGCCUUCAAGGAUAAUAAAAAUCUGGAUGACAAUGAGAAGUUGUCUGUUAGUAGUAUUGUUGAAUAUGCUAAAGGGCUUCCACUAGCGCUAGAGGUUUUAGGUUCAUGUUUAUGUGAUACAUCUAUAUAUAAAUGGCAAGCUAUGUUACAUGGUUUUAAAAGAAAUCCUCCUAAAGACAUUCGAGAUGUUCUUAUAAUAAAUUAUGAUGGAUUGCAAGAAACAGUGCAAAAAGUUUUCCUUGACAUUGCGUGUUUCUUCAAAGGUUGGAAUAGAAAUGAUGUGAUACAAAUACUAGAAGGUUGUGGCCACAUCAACCCCGAGCAUAGUAUUAAAGUUCUCGAAGAAAAUGCCCUCAUAUAUGUUGGUAGAUACUUAAGCAUGCAUGAUUUGCUAGAAGAAAUGGGAAAAGAGAUAGUUUAUCGACAAUCACCAAACGAGCCUGGUGAACGCAACAGAUUGUGGUAUCACGAGGAUGUGCGCCAAGUUUUAACAAAAAACACAGGAACAAGUAAAAUUGAAGGCAUAAUUGUAAAGCUGCCUACAAUAUAUGAGAUACACUUGAGUCCUAGAUGCUUCAAAAAGAUGAAAAAUCUUAAAAUUUUUAUAAACGUCAAUGGACUGCUUUGUGGAGAGGUUGAUUAUCUUCCCAAUGAGUUGAGGUUGCUUGAUUGGCCUUACUACCCGUCUCAAUAUUUGCCGUCCAAUUUUACAAUGAAGAACCUUGUUCAAUUGAAUAUUUGUGAAAGCCGCAUCUCAUGUCUUGGGGAAGGAUUCAAGAGCUUGCCAAAUCUGAAAUCCUUAAAUUUGGCGAAAUGCAAAUUCCUAACAAAAAUCCCAGACCUGUCUGGUAGCCCAAGUUUAGAGUGGCUGCAUCUUGGCGGAUGUUCAAGUUUAUAUGAGAUUCAUCCUUCUAUUGGAGUUCUUGAAAAGCUUGUUCACCUGUUUCUUCAAGGAUGCUCUAACCUUAUGAUGCUUCCGAGAAAAGUUCACUGGAGAUCACUGCGAUUCAUUUGUCUUAAUGAUUGCACAAGGCUGGAGAACUUUCCUGAAAUCGAGGGAGAGAUGAAAUACUUAAAAGACUUGAAUUUAUGGAACACUGCCAUCAAAGAAUUGCCUUCAUCAAUUGGACAUCUGAUUAAUCUUGAAGAGCUACAUGUAAUGGAAUGUAAAAACUUCACAAACCUGCCUGGCAGCAUUUAUGAGUUGCAGAAGUUAAAGAAGGUUAAGUUGUAUGACUGCCCCAAACUCAGAACAUUCCCAAAUAAGGUGGACUCUGAAGUGCUUCCAACUUACUCAAAGGUUUCACAUGACAACCCUGACUCUGAAUUCGAUUUGGCUCUUCCUUGGCUAUUUGAAUUCACUGCGGGAGGAUGCAACUUAUCAAAUACUGAUUUCCUUGCGUCCCUUGAUUGUGCAUGCAGUUUAUAUGAACUUGAUUUAUCAGGAAGCCCCAUUGUUAUUCUUUCCGAAUGCAUCAAUAAGUUUGUCAACUUGUCAAGACUGAAUUUGAGGGGCUGCACGAGGCUCGUAGAAAUUCCAAAGCUUCCAUCAAGGAUUGAAUGGUUGUAUCUGAGGGACUGCGUAUCAUUGAAAAGAAUUUCAAAGUUGUCAAACAUUUUGGAGCGUAAAGAAUCACAAAUGAUUAAGGAGAUGGACUUGACUAAUUGCUGGAGACUUUGUGAAAAUUUGGUUCAGAUGGCAAACAAGGAUGAGGAUGAUAAGUUGGACGCUGAUCUCUUCUCAAAACUCCUAUCUUCUCAACAAGUCGGAUUCACAGUUAGAUUUCCAGGAAGCGAGGUUCCAAAGUGGUUCGGGUGUCAAAUGGAUUUCAAGGGUUUUCGACGGUUUGAAUUUUGUAUUGAAAUACUUGAAAAUUUCAAAUGGGACAACACAGGAUUGGCUGUGUGUGUUGUUGUUGAUCAAAAGAUGCAAGAUGCUUGUGGUGUUUGCGCUUUUAAGGUCUAUAUUCACAUCAAUGAAGUAAGUGUUUCACGUCUCGGCACACAGUAUGUUGUUUCAGAACAGUCGGAUCAUGUGUGGUUGCAUUACAUACCCUUCCUUGAUAUGUGGCGAUUUGGUUAUGCACGUCCAUUGCCAUCUUUUACGUGUGUAGUCACUAUUUUUCAAUGUAAUCACUCUAAGGCAUCCUUAAAAACAUGUGGGGUCCACCUUGUAAUACCAGCCAAUGAGGACGUUUGUAUGAGGCUAUCCCAUGCAGAGAACCUCAACAAUGAAUUUCCCUCGGACCUUUACCAGGACUACUGGGAAAAUUAUCGUCCCAAGCAGAGGACCGACUGCAAAGUAUUAUAUACUGAUGCACAACUGGAGAACGAAAAGGUGUAAUUAGUACUAAUGUAGCAAAGUUGGUGAAGCAUUGUCUAGGGACCAGAGUGACGAAUACAGGUUUCAUUUCAGAUUCCCCUCCCUCUUCCUUUGGUAUCUUUGGAGUUUCAAAGUUAGUUUGUAAUAUCAACUCCGUUUGGCAUUCUCCAUUCGUGUGGAUAUAGUAUUUGAACUAGUUUGCCAAGCCUGGUUCUAUGUAACUAAUAAAUGAAGAAUUGCACUAUGAAAAGCGAUAUUGAAUUUGUUUUCUUAGUUUGAUCUAGCUAGUGUACUAAAAUGGUCUGGUUCUGUUGUAUGCUACUGUAUGAU